AUGUCAAUAGUUACGCCUCAAAGGAGAUCAAAAGACGAUAUGAGUCUUCCACAGAGACAACUGGUUCAACUACCAGAAUCAGGGAAGACGUCAAGAUCACCAUCCCCAAUUAAGAAUAGAUAUAGCUUACCAAUUUUACCAAAAGUUGAUGAUGAUAUUAGAUCUGUGGUUUCUUCAUCGAAUGAAUUGACUAGAGAACAAUUAAAACAGGCUGCCAGAUCUCCAAUGGCUAAAAAAUUACAUGUUAUUUCUAAUAAUCCCAAUUCUCCAGGAAGUCCAAAUAAGUAUAUUAUCCCAGUUCCAUUUACAUUGAAAUUACCACCGAAAUUAAGUUCUGUUAAUACAUCUAGAGAAAAUUCUGCUGUUUCAUCAGCAAAAUCGACCCCUCAAAAUAGUAGAGCAGGAUCACCAGUUAGAACUAUAGCUUCGGAUAAUUCUGUUAAACAUUCAAAAUUUAAACAAAGUAAAUUGGUUUAUACUGGUCAUGGUUAUGAAAAAGUUGAUUCAUCACUGGAAUCCGAAGGAGAAAUUGAAGAUCAACUUUUCUCUAUUUCUUCCAAAUAUCAAGAUGAAUUAAACAAACAGAUUGCAUUAUCAAAAAGAUCUGUUCCUCUUCCAUUAUCAUCUAGUAAUAAUAAAAUGAAUAAAUUUGCAAGAAAUACUGAUGAAUUAAGUAUUAUUGAAGAAGUAUCAAUCAAUGAAUCUAGAAGAUCAAGUGUAUUAAGUAAACUAAUGUCAGUACAAAAAGAAGAUAAUGAAAAGAAGGAAGAAGUACAACCAACUAAAUUAGAAGUUCCUGUUCCUAUUAAACCCGUGGUCAUGCGUUCUGAACCACUCGUCGUUCCAAUUAAAAUUUCAGAGAAGAAAGAGAAUACUAACUCCGAUAAACAACUUCCUAAUAUUCCCCAAUCAUUGACAAAGACAAAUACUAUUAUAAAGAUAACACCUAACGGGAAAACAGUCACCCCUCCUAAAAUUGAAGUCAAAAAACAUAAAUAUAAUAAGUCAUUACCAGAUAUUCCAACAAUUAGAAGUAUAUCAACUGAUGCAGAGCAACCACAUCCAAUCCCAAAAUCCAAUCGAGAAAGUAAUCUUAAAUUGUUGUCCAAACCUAAUAUUCAUAAUGGCGAAUUAAAAAUUCAUAAAAGAAGUUUCAGUGAUGAAUCUCUAACAUCAAGUGUCAGUUCAUUUAGUUCAGUAGGUGAUUUUAUGCAUUUGGCUAGAGUGCAAGCAAUGUCUCCACCAACUGAAAAGGUCCGUUAUAUGAAUUUACAAAAUCCACGAAGAAAUCCACCACAACAGCAACCACCACCACCACAACAACAACAACAACAAAAAUCACAAUUGAGAAUCCUUCCCUCUGGAGUUGCUGCUGCUACUACUACUAAUCAAUCGAAUAAGAAACCUGAACCAGUAAGGAUAAUGCAAAAACAAGAAAUUGGAAAAAUUCCACAAGAGAAGAAAUUAUUUGUACAACCUCCUAGUAUUUCUGUUGAUAGACAAGUAUCUACGUCAAGUACAUCAUCUAUGGAGUCUCUGGGUACUUCAAGUAGUUGGGAUUCUAUUCAAAAAUCAAUUGAUAUCACGUAUUCUAAACACGACAAUGAUGAAACAAAUGAAACCAUCAAGCCAAAGAAACUUGAAGAUGAUGAAAGUUCUUGGUUAGAUACUAGUGAUGGUUCUGAUGAUGAAGUAGAACAAGAAGAGGAAAAUGAAGAUGAGGAAGAAGAAAAAAGUGAAGAAAUUAAACCUUUAAAUAUUAGUAGACAAGGAACUAAAUCCACAGUGGAUGAGAUAAAAUUUGUUGUUCCAGAUAAUGAUGGUCCAGGUAUAUCAUUCCAAUUCCCUAAUAAUGAUACUAAUAUAACUAAUAGUAAAGAAGCUAAAUCUAGAGUUAUUAAUGAAGUUAAUAGAAAAUCAAGAUACAGUUUCUAUUCAAAUGAUGGACAUAUACAAAUUCCCGAUUUAUCGGAUAAGAGAGUCAUUGAUGAAUAUUCUGAAAAAACCCCAUCAUCAUAUAAUGGUACAACAUUUUCAGAAAUUCGAACAGAAACUUCAGUUUCUGAUUGUGAUGAAGAAUCAGAAAUCAAUCAUUUGAAAAUUGGAGUACCUGGAAAAGAAGCUUUAAAACAUUUGAAAACACAAUAUGAUUUAAUUGGAGGAAGUGAAUCAGAUGUUGAAUUUACAACUAAAUUAAACUCAAUGUAUCAACCAUCAAAAGAUUUCCCACCACCUAUUUCUCAACCAGAAUUACAAUGUAAUAUUUUAUUACCUGGAAGACAUUCACCAUCAAAACAUACAAGACGUAAAUCAAUGUUUAAUAUUGAUUUUGAUAUUAGUAAACUUACGAAGAGUUUCACUGGUCAUUCAAGAAAUAAAUCUGUUGAUUUAUUAAGUGAAAUAUCUACAUUUGGUAAAGAACAAGUCAGAGUUAAAUCACCAACUCCAGAAAAAUCAACUUCUAUGGAACUUAACACCACGGUAAGUAAAUCAUCUUCAGAAGAAUCAAUUAAGCCAUUAUCACCACAUAAGAAUACCAAACUUGAAGAACAAAAAGAAAAUAAUAAAGUGGAAGAAGAGGAAGAAGAAGAAUUAUUGAAUAUUAAAGUUGCUGAACCACCAAAAAUUGUUAAUUAUGAAGUUGAUUUCAAAGAAUCCAACUCAAAAGGUGAAGAAGAAUUUGGAUCUCCUUUUGUUACACCAAGAAUAAUUUCAAAAUCCGUAGAAAGACUAUUAAAAGUGAAUCCAAAAGGUGAAAAAGGAAGAAAACCAUCCAACCCAACAUCAAGAAAAGUAUCACCAUACGUUAAAGAUGAUGAAGAAACUGAAAGUGUUAUUAUUGAUUUAACAAAAGAUAAAUAUGAAGUUGUUUGUAUGAUUGAUAGAAGUGGAUCAACUAGAUCUUAUAAAUCAACUACAGAAACAAUCAAUGGAAAAGAUGUCGAAGUUGUCUUAGUCGAUGAUGAUGAUGAUGAACAAGAAGAUGAUGAAGAAGAUGACGAUAAAGGUAGUUCAUAUGAUGAAUUGUUGAGUAUUUAUUCAAAAUACAGAAAUGAUACUUGGUUAUUUAAAAACAAUUCAACUAUUAAAUCAAGAAAUUCAUUAAAUGGUAAUCGUUCAAAUUCAAUUAUUCAUCAUAAAAAAAUUCCAAUAACUAAUGCAAUUACUAAAGAAUUAAAAUUUAAAAGAUCAAGUAAUUCAAUGACAUCUUCAACAACGUCAUCAUCAUCAGUUAAUUAUCAAUCAAAUAGAAUAAAUCAUCCUAGUAAUACUUCAUCAUCAUUACAACCAAAGAGUGAAACUAGAAUUAAAGCUAUAAGACAUCAAAGUAUGCCUCUUUUAGAUUCAAAUUAUUUUGAUUAUGCUUCUAAUGAAAAUUAUGAUUUUCAUACAUUUAUCCAACAACGAAAAUUAAGUGAAGAAAAUAAUAUAUAG
Molecule: messenger RNA, 3435 nt
Organism: Candida tropicalis MYA-3404
Lineage: Eukaryota; Fungi; Ascomycota; Pichiomycetes; Serinales; Debaryomycetaceae
Exons: 1
Coding region: 1-3435 (1144 amino acids)
Source: RefSeq, a predicted model, not a curated record